CUAUUAGCUGGCACAUCUAUUUCGUAGUAGUGUCAAUAAGGUAAUGCCACUUAGGCGCGCGGCACGCUCUUUACUCCAACGAUUGCGACGGUGUCUCUAAAUUAGUGAGCACGUGAAGAACGCCGAUUCUUUCGACCCUGCAACACGUGUAGCAGGUAGCCCGUCGUCGAGAGAAACAGAGAGAGAGAGAGAGAGAGAGAGAGAGAGAUGAAUCAUCGAUCAAAAUUCAAUAUUGUGAAUAAUACUGUGAUACAGUCAGUGACGUGAUAUCGUUACAACUUUAUCGAUGCGAAUUUUAUCAGAUCUUGGCGUAACUCUUGGAUAAUCUCAUAGAUGUGUCAGAAAGAGAAAGAAAGGGGAGGGGGAGAGACGCUUCAUGGAAAUACAUACACGCGGUAAUUGCAAAUAUUUGUAGAGGAGUGUUAAUCGUGACCGCGGCGAGGCGCCAGCGUGCGGAGCCGCAGCCCGACAGAACCGCCGCUGGAAUCACCAGAACCACAGUCGUGAGGAAUCGCGUAACGGUGGCUGACGGUUGACGUUGCUGACGGGACUCAUUGGUUCUGGUACGAUCCAGUGCGGUCUGUUGCGGUCGCGCGGCCGCGUGAGCGCGCCCGCGCGCGCGCGCGCGCUUGCCCGCGAUUUGCGGUUCCUCGCUUUCGAAACGUUCGCGCGAAAGGUAAACAGUUACACUGUAUUCAUCCUCUUCCACUUGAAUGCGAUCUCAAGAGUACAUGUACGCGCGAGGAAUUUCACUUUCUCAUGGUGCUUGAAGGAGCGGACGUUAGAAAUAAGUGUUGAAAUAAGUGUACCAAAAGGUGGGCGCGCUUGCACACGCACACGCACGCGCACGCGCGCGGGUCGUUGCACUUCCGACCGCGUGCUCUAUGUGCUCCAUGCGCGCGACCUUUGUACCUCGUACCUAUCUUCUCGGAGCGUUCUUCGACGCGAAUGAUGUCGUUCGAUCAUACCGGAGACUAUGGUAAACGCGGAAUGCAAAGCGAGUGUUGUCGUUUAAUCGAGAAAGUGACAACCGAGGAAAGUGGUAACGAGUGAAGAAGCUCUCUAGCCGCGGCGGCGACACAAGACCACAGAUCUACGAUCACGAGAAUGAUCUUCACCGGUAGAUCGGUAGACGCUCUUGACGAGAUGCGAGGCACCAGUGGCGCGAGUGGUAGUAUUAUCCAGCCAGACAACACGAUCGCCGGUCGUCGAGAUGUAAGCGCUGUCGCUAUCGCGGCCGGAUGGUUCUCCAGUUUGCGGAGACCCGGCAAGAGGAAGAAAAACUAUCAAAAGCAAGCCAAGAGCGCCUGGGACCUCACCGUCUUGUCCACCGCCACGCAAUUGAAAGAUGAAUUGGGCGAGGUUGUGGCAGAAAUGGAGGCAAUGGAGGGCGGCGGACUUACGACCGACGAGACUAAACCGUCCAACAAGGCCAAGCAGAUGUCGAUUGGGCGCAAAAAGUUCAAUAUGGAUCCCAAGAAAGGUAUCGAGUACCUGAUAGAGCACAACCUGUUGACGCCGACACCGGAAGAUGUUGCUCAGUUUCUAUACAAGGGUGAGGGCCUCAACAAAACUGCGAUCGGCGACUAUCUCGGUGAACGGCACGAUUUCAACGAACGCGUGCUGCGAGCCUUCGUCGAAUUGCAUGACUUUACAGAUCUCAUAUUGGUACAAGCUCUACGACAGUUUCUCUGGUCGUUCCGACUGCCCGGCGAAGCACAGAAGAUCGAUCGCAUGAUGGAAUGCUUCGCUCAAAGGUACUGCCAGCUAAACCCGAAUAUUUUCACCAAUACGGACACUUGUUACGUAUUAAGUUUUGCCAUCAUCAUGUUGAACACUUCGUUGCAUAAUCCGAGCGUUAAGGAUAAGCCCACCGUAGAUCAAUUUAUUUCGAUGAAUCGAGGGAUUAACAAUGGCGGAGAUUUACCGCGGGAAUUGCUUAUGAGUCUAUACGAGAGUAUAAAAACCGAACCAUUCAAAAUACCAGAAGAUGAUGGUAACGACUUGAUGCACACCUUCUUUAAUCCUGAUAAAGAGGGAUGGCUAUGGAAGCAAGCAGGCGGACGUUACAAAAGUUGGAAGAGGCGAUGGUUCAUAUUAAAUGACAAUUGUUUAUACUACUUCGAGUAUACAACGGACAAGGAACCACGCGGUAUCAUUCCACUAGAGAAUAUUCAGGUUCGAGAGAUUCAAGACCGCCAUAAACCGCACUGUUUUGAAUUGUAUGCUGCUGGCUCCGAAUUUAUAAAGGCAUGUAAGACUGAUAGCGAAGGAAAAGUCGUCGAAGGAAAACAUACGGUAUACCGAAUGUCCGCAGCUACCGACGAAGAAAAAGACGAAUGGAUCAAAUGCGUACGACAAAGUAUAUCGCAUAAUCCUUUCUAUGACAUGCUGGCGGCACGAAAGAAAAAAGCACAAAAAACAAAUGUACAUUCAAAGAGUUAAGCGCUGCCACAAGCCGAAUUUCUUGAGAAACUCGGCGGAUCAGAAGACUGUUUAUUCGCGAUCCAUGGUAUGGUAUCGUCGAAUACAACCAAAUUACAUGAUGAUGGCAAAGAAUCAUCGAGAAAGAAAGAAAACGCCAAAAGCAUUAUAAGCUAUGCUGAUAAUUAUCAUACAUUGUGAUAUCACACGAAACAUCGUUGCGGUAAACGUUGUGACUGCAUACACAGAUUACAGCGUUAAUAUGACAUCGUAGAUUGAGUACGAAAUAUAGAAUUGGCGCAACCCAAAAUAAAUAUCUAGACCUAAACGAACAUCAUAUAAGACAUGAUAUCGUGUCAUUAUAACGCGAUCCUCGAUUGGCAUUAUGUCAGUGUAAAAAAAAACGAUGCGCUAGAGAGGCCUGGUUACAUUUCUACUAAUUUAAUGAAUAAACUUGCUUCUGUACCCUUUCAUAAAAGAGCAUGAUAGUUUUACAUAUUAAAAAUCAAAGUUUUUAUUUUGUAAAUAAUUAAAUCGUCAAUUGAAUUAAUCGACACAAAAAUAAAAUGUGAAAAAGAAAUUUCGACUUGUAUUUACAAUUUUGUAUCUUGCUAAAAAAUCAAUAAUCUCAAAAAUUGUCCUGUUGGUAACACAAAAUAAACGCUUUUAGCGUCACAUUUGUUAUCAACAUAUUAAGUGAGAACAAGUUAUAACAGAGAAAAAUGGAAUAUUUCUUAUUUUCCGGCAGCUUUAAGACACUGUUGAAGCUCUAUCUGAUUUUAGAAGGUAAUAUUUGAGAUAAUAUUUCAUAUAAGAUAAAAAUAAUAUUACGUCCUGUAUCGCAUUAAUAAAAGAUAAAUCAAUUUUUAUUUAUAUUAUAAAAAAACAAAAUCGAGUACUUGAUAACUUUAUGUGAUCAUUAUUCAUAUAUAUUUAUUUAAACAAAUAUGUACAAAAUAAAAUUAAAUAAUGUGUUUUCUACAUAGACAACAUUGUUUUUGACUAUUCAUGUUUGUAUAAUUCAUGAAUACAGCAUAAUUAGCUAACUUAUAAUGUUUAUUUGGUUUGAAAAGUUCCGUACAUAGCACAGAAACGAAUGGAAACACACACACACAUACAACAUACACACACACAUAUACAUACAUACAUACAUACAUAACUGUGUACAAUUUUGUGUAUAAAAUUCUGCAAAAAUGAUUAAUAUGUAACUAACUUAAAUCAAGGAUCCUUUGUGAGAUCUAGCGGGAACCUGCAACUCUAUCAAUCUUAAAACAAUUAUAAAUAAAGGAAAUAUUAAAAGAAA
This is a messenger RNA of Monomorium pharaonis (pharaoh ant), 3727 nucleotides long. RefSeq names its product cytohesin-1 (gene step). The coding region runs from base 1108 to 2445 and encodes 445 amino acids. The record is from RefSeq and is a predicted model, not a curated record. Lineage: Eukaryota; Metazoa; Arthropoda; Insecta; Hymenoptera; Formicidae. Gene Ontology annotation, biological process: regulation of ARF protein signal transduction. The transcript has 6 exons. Gene Ontology annotation, molecular function: guanyl-nucleotide exchange factor activity.